This is a messenger RNA of Penicillium verhagenii, 1221 nucleotides long. RefSeq lists its product as uncharacterized. NCBI's taxonomy places the organism in Eukaryota, Fungi, Ascomycota, Eurotiomycetes, Eurotiales, Aspergillaceae. Bases 1 to 1221 code for a protein of 406 amino acids. The transcript has a single exon. The record is from RefSeq and is a predicted model, not a curated record.
AUGUCCUCUAAUAUGUUGUUAUACUCCUUGGGUGGAGCCUCGAUGUUUUUUGCGAUUAUCGUUACUAUUCUAAAUGCCCUCGCUUAUGGGGUAGCCCAGUCCCUCUCCUCCUCCACACCGGCCACUGAGCGGACUCCAGUCAGUUUGAGUGUUGUGAACUGUGUGGCAUUGAUUAUGAUCAGCCUUCUGGUACAUCAAGAUAUCCGACAAAACCACCAAUGGCCUCGGUGGAAGGUUUGGGUGUUUUCCCUCACGGUUGCAUACCUAAUUAUUGCGGCUGGGUCGACUGCGGGAACCAUGGCCACGAAUCACAACCAGCCCUCACUAUGGAUUGCUCGAUCCAUCUUUUGGGGGAUUUCUGUCUUUACACAAGGCUCCUACUGUGGAUACCUUCUUAUGAUCUGCUUCCAACAAAGACCCGAGUCUGCUUGGCCACACUCCUAUAAUCUUUCCGAAGAGCUCAAGACUCUCCCCGAAACCCCAACAUCAGUCACAAACCCCGUCCAGGUCUGUGAUCCAUACCCGGACAUGAAUCGAUUUGAUACCCGAAGAGGUUCUCUUCGCAAGUUUCCUCGGCGUUCCAACCGGGACUCGGGCCUAUGCUUGGAACUCUCCAAGCCGAAGAAUGGUUCCUUCGAUACCACUUCGACCACAUCGAGCGCAGAACAAUCACCAACCAAGCAACAGCAUCAACAGCAUCAACAACCACAGUCCCCACAGGACUACAUCAACCGCACUUUACUCCGAGGCAAUGGAAGCAUCCGCAGUAUGCCCAGUCUCCGCCAUGACCCUACCCGGCAGCCCUCGCUGGACACCUUGGUCACUUUGGUUCAACCUUCCCCUACUGCAUCAACUUUCCAUCUGGACUCCCCGACGGGAUCCAUGGAGACACUCACUGUUCAAGAACACAAUAUCCACCCCCUCUUUCGAUCUACUAGUCCUUGCCCCUCUCCGACGCCCACGCCGGGAACGAGGGUCAAGGCGUCCCCGUCUGCCGGCCAGACCAUCACCCAUCAGACCCUGACUCGGAUGCGAUCUGCUCGAUCACUCCGGGAAUCGCGACCUCUCCCAUCACCUUUUUUAAGUGACGAGGAACUUGCACAGGCGCGUAAGGAGCCCGAGUCCGGACUGUUGCCAUUCAUUGAUGCCGGACAUGUCCGGCGAAGUAUCACGCAAUAUGAGAAGAGAUAUGACCUGUACGAAUCGCCCGACGAGAACUGA